Molecule: messenger RNA, 3887 nt
Organism: Triplophysa dalaica
Lineage: Eukaryota; Metazoa; Chordata; Actinopteri; Cypriniformes; Nemacheilidae
Product: protein NLRC3-like
Exons: 6
Coding region: 133-2883 (916 amino acids)
Molecular function (GO): protein binding
Source: RefSeq, a predicted model, not a curated record
GCGAACGAAGUGAAAGUAUAUCUGCAGAGCAGGAAGAAGACUAAACAAACAGAAUUUACGAUUUAUUUGUGCUUUUCACAAAGAAUGUUCUGAUCAGAUUCAGUCCAGAUAAGAAGUUUGACACAUAAAGUCAUGGAAGGAUCCAAUUCUACCUGUUCUGCUCACCACCGGACAGAAUCAGACCAGCUGGAGGAGACUGAAGAUGUGCAGCAGGAUUGUCAUGAUGAAUCAGUGGAUGAUGUUCUGCUAAGAGUCAAAGACGAACACAAAAACAUCAUGAAGAACAAGUCUGAGAGUGUAGUUGAGGGAAUCAAACAACAAAUUAACACACAGCUGUACAUCAUAGAGGGAGAGAGUGAAGGAGUGAAUGAAGAACAUGAGGUUUCAUACAUGGAGACAAAGCCCAGAAGAAGUCAAGACUUACAGGACACUCCAAUCUACUGCAAUGACAUCUUUAAAGCUCAAUCACAUCAAAGAGACAAAAUCAAGAGUGUUCUUACUAAAGGCAUCGCUGGAAUUGGAAAAACAGUCUCUGUGCACAAGUUCAUUCUGGAUUGGGCCGAGGGAACAGCCAAUCAGGACGUAGAUUUCAUGUUCCUGCUUCCGUUUCGAGAGUUGAACUUGAUUCGAGAGCAUCGCUACAGUCUUCACAAACUUCUGCUGGACUUUCAUCCUGAACUUCAAGAUGUGGACUCAAAGAUUUAUGAGGAGUGUAAAGUUGUGUUCAUCUUUGAUGGUCUGGAUGAAAGCAGAAUGACUCUGAUGUUUUCAGACAGUGAAAAAGUUUCUGAUGUGACUGACACUUCAUCAGUGGCUGUGUUGAUCUCAAACCUCAUGAAAGGAGAUCUGCUUCCCUCUGCUCUCAUCUGGAUCACCUCCAGACCAGCAGCAGCCAAUCAGAUCCCCUCCAAAUACAUCACGCGUGUGACAGAAAUCCAGGGAUUCAAUGAUGCUCAGAAGGAGGAAUAUUUCAGGAAGAGAAUCAGCGACGAGCAUCAAGCCAGCAGAAUCAUGUCACACAUUAGAAGAGCGAGAAGCCUCCACAUCAUGUGUCACAUACCAGUCUUCUGUUGGAUCUCAUCCACUGUGCUUCAGAAGAUCCUGACACAAGAUCACAGUGAAGAACUCCCCAAAACUCUGAGUGAAAUGUACAUCCACUUCCUGCUGAUUCAGAUGAAGAUGAAGAAUGAGAAGUAUGAUCCAGAGAGAGAUCCAGAGAUCAACAGAGAAGUGAUUGUGAAACUGGCUGAAGUGGCUUUCAAACAGCUGAUGAAGGGCAAUGUGAUGUUCUAUGAGGAGGAUCUGAGAGAGUGUGGGAUAGACAUCACUGACGCCUCGCUGUAUUCUGGCAUCUGUACUGAGAUCUUUAAGGAGGAAUCUGUCAGUCAUCAGAGGAAGAUCUACAGCUUCAUACAUCUCAGUCUUCAGGAGUUCCUCGCUGCGUUCUACGUGUUUCACUAUUAUGUCAGUAAAACUAUGGAGGGACUGAAGGAUUUUGCAUCAGUGCAGAAUCUGCUUGAAGGUGCAGUAGAUGAUGCCAUUGAGAGUGAAACUGGUCAUCUGGAUCUUUUCUUGAGAUUUCUGUUGGGCAUCUCACUGGAGUCCAAUCAGAGACUCUUACAGGAUCUACUGACACACACAGUGGACACAUCACAAACCAUCAAGAAAACCACACAGUACAUUAAAGAUCAAAUCAAGGGUAAUGAUGGUCUGUCAGCUGAAAGAUCCAUCAAUCUGUUCUUGUGUCUGUCUGAAGUGAAUGAUCAGACUCUGUACAGAGAGAUUGAGGAGUUUGUGAGAUCAGACAAACACUCAGAGAAGAAACUCUCUGCUGCUCACUGUUCAGCAAUAGCCUACAUGCUUCAGAUGUCAGAGGAGGUGAUGGAUGAGUUUGAUCUGAAGAAAUACAACACAACACAGGAGGGCAGAAGAAGACUCACACCAGCUGUCAACAACUGCACAAGAGCUCUACUUGCUGACUGUAAUCUCACAGUUGAGUCGUGUAAAAUCAUCUCUUCAGCUCUUCAAUCUUCAGAUUCUCCUCUGAGAGAGCUUGAUGUGAGUAACAAUGAUCUUCAGGAUUCAGGAGUGAAGCUGAUCUCUGAUGCUCUCAAGAACACAAACUGUCAUCUACAGAUACUGAGGUUAUCAGGUUGUAUGGUGACAGAUGAAGGAUGUUGUUAUUUGGCUUCAGCUCUGAGUUCAAACCCGUCACACCUGAGAGAACUCGACCUGAGCUACAAUCACCCACAACACUCAACACUUCAGCUGCUCGCUUAUCAAGAUGAUCCAAACUACACACUCAACAAACUCAAUUUGGAUCACGGAGGAGAUUUUAUGAUCACACCAGGAUUGAGAAAGUAUGCCCGUGAUGUCACACUGGACCCAAACACAGCGAGUGUCCGUCUGGUUCUGUCUGAUGGGAACCGAAAGGUCACACAUGUGGAAGAUGAGCAGCCGUAUCCUGAUCAUCCAGAGAGAUUUAAGGACUAUGAGCAGGUUCUGUCUAAAGAGAGUUUCUCUGGACGCUGUUACUGGGAGGCCGAAAAGGGUGUGUGGACUGUUGUAGCCAUGACAUAUAAAGGAAUCAGUCGUGAUGGAGGAAAUAUCUGCUGCUUCGGUUACAAUGAUGUGUCGUGGGCUAUGUUCUGUAUCGGUGACAGAUACAGCGCUUGGCACAAUAAUAAACACAAAGACAUCUCUGCACCUCCAUCUAAUAGAGUAGGAGUGUAUCUGGACUGUCCGGCCGGCAUUGUAUCCUUCUACAGCAUCUCUGACACACACACACUCACACACUUACACACAUUCAACACAACAUUCACUGAGCCUCUGUAUGCUGGAGUAAGAGUGUGUAAGUGCUCUGUGUCUCUUGUUUCACAUUGAACAACAUGCUGUGAGAAACAACUGAAAAGCACACAUACCGUCUUUUUUUGUCUUAAUAUCAAACAGACAAAUUAUAGUCCAUUAAAUUGUGUGGAGCAGAAGUUCUUUGCAAUGCCGAACAGACAGGAAGAUAUUUGGAAGAACGUCAGAUCUCAUUCCCCGUUUACUGCAAUAGUAAGGAAAAUAAAUACUGUUGGGAGUAUGACAUUCUUCCAAAUAUCUUUCUGUGUGUUCAGCAGAACAACGACAUUUAUGCAGUUAUGUAACAAUCUGAGGGUGAGUAAACGAUGACAUAAUCUUCCUUUUUGGGUGAAGUUUCCCAUUAACUUGAGAACCGCUCUAGCAGAACGUAAACCGAUCGGAUGUACAUACAGUGAUAAGACAGUAAAUAAGUCAUAAACAUAUUUCAAAUGUGUUUCACAGUGUCACACCUCUGAUGUUUGAUAAUAUAUCGGGCUUGCAAGCUUUUUAUGAACCUUAAAAACUUACACGCAUGCGCAGUGUCAUCAGUUCUCAAUAGGAUGUGUUCACAGGGCUGUGUUCAGCCCAGACAAAACGUUUUUUCAACGUAAGCGGUGGUGCGAUGAACAGCUGGUUCUGGUGAUGCAAGAGUUGAACUAUGGCAGCUGAGAAGACCAUUCUUUUGAAAUAUUUUUGGGGCCAUGUGAAUCGGUAUUAAUACGUGUGUAAUACUGCAAAAUACGCUUGAUGUUACAGUCACUGCCUUUUGUUGAAACUGUGGUUCUUAAUAAUUGUGAUCAAACAUUCGCCUUCCAUUUCAGGAUAAAGACAAACAUUUCAGGUGAAGGAAUCGCCUUCCUGCCUCCAAGAAUGUGUUAUGAUCUUUAUGAUGACUUUAUUAUUUUUAUUGUGAGUAUGAGGCUUAUCAUUAUUGCUCAUCGCUGUUGUUGUGCUAUGAAAUUGUAAAAUUUAUCAAGAAUAUAAUCAGAGGAGCGUGGAAAAGUUUAUGAAAGUGUCACUCCACAAUACAAUAGCAAAAUGUA